Messenger RNA from Indicator indicator, 1148 nucleotides. It is a transcript of the gene SH3BGR, whose product is annotated as SH3 domain binding glutamate rich protein. Bases 13 to 600 code for a protein of 195 amino acids. NCBI's taxonomy places the organism in Eukaryota, Metazoa, Chordata, Aves, Piciformes, Indicatoridae. The transcript has 7 exons. Gene Ontology annotation, cellular component: cytoplasm. The record is from RefSeq and is a predicted model, not a curated record.
GUUACUGUCAACAUGGUGAUCAAAGUCUUUGUAGCCACAUCUUCAGGAUCUACAGCGAUCAAAAAGAAGCAGCAAGAAGUAGUGGGCUUUUUAGAAGCCAACAAGAUUGACUUUCAGCAAAUGGAUAUAGCAGGUGAUGAAGACAACAGGAAAUGGAUGAGAGAGAAUGUUCCAGGUGAAAAAAAGCCUCAAAAUGGAAUUCCUCUCCCUCCACAGAUCUUCAACGAGGAGCGAUACUGUGGGGAUUUUGAGUCCUUCUUCUCUGCUAAAGAAGAAAAUGUUAUUUAUUCAUUCCUGGGUCUUGCUCCUCCUCCAGGCAUAAAGGAACGUGAGAAGUCUGAUGCCACAGAUGAAACUGAGGCACACGCAGGAGACAAGGCAGAUGAAGGGGCUCGUGAGGAGGAUCAGUCUGCUCAGUCACCAACAGAAGAUCAACAGGAAAGCAAGGAAGAACAUGCAGCACCAAAGGAUGAAGAAGAAGUAAAACAGGAAGAGGGAGAAGUAAAGCAAGAAGAGGGAGAAGAAAAGCAAGAAGAGGGAGAAGAAAAGCAAGAAGAGGGAGGAGAAAAGCAAGAGGCAGAGGAGCAAGAAGAGUCUUAGUUCACUUCCCUAUGACACAUUCUUGAACAGGUUUUCAGGAAGCACAAACUGGAGAAACCCCAUCAAAGAAAACUGAAUCACUCUCUUAAGCAAACCUUCACUACCUUUCAUGCCUAUAGACUUAGGAACAUAUGAAUACAGAGCAGAACAAAGAUGCUGCUCUAUCCUCCCUGUGUCCUUUAUAUAUAUAUUUGGUAUUACAAUUGCUUGUUAAAAACCACGAAAAAAGGGUCUUCUUGUAUCUGAUGUGAUAUUUCACUUGGUUGUUAUAUGUCAGAAUAGUAUUGUCCAUGUCACAUUUUAGAUUGUGAGCUCCUCAGGGCCAGAACCAUGUCUUCCUCCAUGUUUAUAUAUGGCUAAACACAUUGCUGCUACUCAGCAGAUCACUGCACUCACACAGGUGAUGUAUUCAGAGAAAAAGAAAUUCAGCACUGAAAACUGCAAAGAGACUUCAGUCCAGAUACAAGAUAUGUGGGUCACUUCUCUCUCAGCUGGCUUUUGAAAAUGAUUGAGAUUUCCAUUGUACAGCUGUUUAAAUAAACACAUUU